AUGGCGUUUAAGCGAAAAUCUCAAGCUACCUCCCUCGCCUCCUCCUCGAGGAAAGUUCGCAAACCCCAUAAGCUAACGGAGAAGAUCCUGAAGGAAGCGUAUGCGCAGCAAAGAGAGGUCGAGGAUGAAGAGAACGCCGAGAAAAUUCCUAUGGCCGCCUUUUUCAAGAAGGCAGUGUAUGGUUUGAAAGAUGGUAUCGAUGAUUUUGAUGAGCAAUCGCAAGAGUUUCAGAGCGAAAUUUACUACCAAGAUAUGGCCAGCUGCGAGAAAGAAGAGGACAAGUUAUUACUAGAUGCAUUCUUUCACAAGGAUGGGGCUUCAAUAGCAAAACGUCUCUCUAAUGCUAUUGCUACUUCUAAUUCUGUCAAUGAGCUUGAAGAUAAAGAUGUUGCUGCUACAGGUUCAGCUUCUCUUUCAGUAACUACUACUCCCAUGUCUAAGUCUAGUGCCAUUGACUAUUUUGAAAGACUAUGCAGGCUGGGAAAGUUUAUGAGUGUAUACACACAUGGGAAAGUGCCGAAAUUUCUUAACCAUAUUACUAGACUUGAAAAUUGGGAUAGUUUAUUGAAGUUGAGCCAACCAGAGAAUUGGUCUCCCAAUGCCAUGUACAAGGCUACAAACAUGUUUGCCUCCAGCACCAAAGCUGAACGCUUCUAUGAGCUUUUUCUUCUUCCUAGGGUGAGACAAGAUAUCAGAAACCACAAAAAGCUACAUUUUUGUCUUUACCAAUCUUUGAAAAAGGCACUGUUCAAGCCCAAAGGAUUCUACUGUGGAAUCAUAAUUCCCCUGUGUAAGUCUGGAACAUGCACCGUCACCGAAGCUAAAAUUAUAGGGAGUAUAAUGCACAAGUUUUCUAUCCCUGAAAAUAUUUCAAGUGCCGCCUUGGUAUGUUUGGCGGAGAUGGAGUUUCUUGACACAACAAGUUACUUCAUGAAAGUUGUUUUGGAGAAGAAAUAUGCGCUUGCGCAUCUGGCUAUUGAUGCGGUGGCUGCUCAUUUCUUGAGAGUUCAUAAAGAGACAAAACUUAUGCCGGUCAUUUGGCACCAAACUCUUCUCGCCUUUGUGCAACGGUACAAGCAUGAACUAAAAAAGGAAGAUAAAAAGAAUCUCACAAGUCUACUUGAGAAGCAAAAUCACAAACUUAUUACUCCUGAAAUUGUGAGAGAGCUUGAGGGUAGCAGAAACCGCGGAGAGAAGGAGGAUAAUUCACAUUCAGCUUCUACUAUCAACAACAAGCCGAUCAAAGAAGACUUCUUUGACAUGCCACAAGUUCCAAUGGAAGAAGACUAG
Eutrema salsugineum is the source of this 1290-nucleotide messenger RNA. RefSeq names its product bystin. The transcript has 10 exons. Gene Ontology annotation, biological process: rRNA processing. Gene Ontology annotation, molecular function: snoRNA binding. Gene Ontology annotation, cellular component: cytoplasm; nucleolus; preribosome, small subunit precursor. The record is from RefSeq and is a predicted model, not a curated record. Lineage: Eukaryota; Viridiplantae; Streptophyta; Magnoliopsida; Brassicales; Brassicaceae. The coding region runs from base 1 to 1290 and encodes 429 amino acids.